Messenger RNA from Nakaseomyces glabratus, 1278 nucleotides. It is a transcript of the gene AST2, whose product is annotated as Ast2p. Gene Ontology annotation, molecular function: oxidoreductase activity. The record is from RefSeq and is a predicted model, not a curated record. Lineage: Eukaryota; Fungi; Ascomycota; Saccharomycetes; Saccharomycetales; Saccharomycetaceae.
AUGUCUGAUAAGUUAAAGAACGACCCUACUUUACAGUUGAUGACUGUAGAGCAUGAAUCACCAGCACCAAAGGAAAUCAAGCCGGAUGCUCCAAAACUAACAAGAGUAGCAAGACCUUUAAGACACAUUAAACACAUCCCUGUAAAAGCUCUAUGUUUCCAUUCCAAACAGGGUCCCAUUGAAUUUACAUACGAUAAUAAGAUAAAAAUGCCAGUCCCAAAGAAUAAGAUCGUUGUGGAAGUCAAUUAUUUUGCUCUCAACCCAGUUGAUCAGAAGAUUAAGAACGGUUAUGCUUCUGCAAUUUACGGUCAAAUCGGACUCGGUCGAGAAUACAGUGGUGUCAUCACAGAAGUAGGUUCUAACGCUAGUGAGUAUUGGAAUGUAGGUGAUGAAGUUUACGGUAUUUAUUACCACCCUCAUUUGGGCAAAGGUUGCGCAGCUUCAUCUAUAUUAGUUGACCCAUCUACCGAUCCUAUUCUACCAAGACCUUCUUCUCUUUCUCCACAGGAAGCUGCUGGUGCCCUCUGGUGUAUGGGAACUGCUUACAAUAUCAUGUCCUACUUAAAGAAGAACAAAUACUUGAACGAAAACUCUAAUGUUUUAAUUAAUGGUGGUACAUCGUCUGUAGGUUUGUUCAUGAUUCAACUUUUGAAAUACCAUUUAAACCUAAAAAAGAAAUUGGUCAUCGUCACCUCAGGUACUAACUCGGACUACCUAAUGGAGAAAUUUCCAGAUAUAGCUGAAGAAAUGAUUUUUAUCAACUACUUGACUUGUAGAGGGAAGUCAAGCAAGCCCUUGAGACAAAUGAUCAAUGAACAACAAAUAGUUGACUAUGAUGACUCCAAAGGGGAGGUUACUAUACCUUAUACGGAAGGUAAGUUUGAUGUCGUUCUUGACUUUGUCGGUGGCUAUGAUAUCAUUGCUCACUCUAAGGAUUUGAUUAAGACUGGCGGUGCCUAUAUCACAACCGUUGGUGACUAUGUUGCCAACUAUAAAGAAGAUAUAUUCAACUCAUGGGAUAACCCAAGUGCUAAUGCUAGAAAGAUGUUCAGUACCAUGCUUUGGUCUUUCCAUUACCAUCAUUUCUACUUCGAUCCAAGUUCAAAGCUUAACACAAAGGACAGUUGGCUGGUGAAAUGUGGUGAAUUGCUAGAGAGCGGCUUAAUCAAAUGUCUCGUCGACAAGCAGUAUGAUUGGAAAAACUGCAAAGAAGCUUUCUCUUAUAUGAACACACAAAGGGCUAGAGGUAAACUGGUCUUGAAGACUGAGAAGUUUUAA